This is a messenger RNA of Nannochloropsis gaditana CCMP526, 425 nucleotides long. Its product is annotated as dna topoisomerase. The record is from RefSeq and is a predicted model, not a curated record. The transcript has a single exon. The annotation marks the transcript as partial. Gene Ontology annotation, biological process: microtubule-based movement. Gene Ontology annotation, molecular function: microtubule motor activity; microtubule binding; ATP binding.
UGCAUCCAAUAAAGAGCGACGCUCCCAGCUCAGUGGGAAGCUGAACCUUUGUGAUCUGGCGGGCUCGGAGAGGUUAAGCCGGUCGAACGCAACGGGGGAGCGGCUCAAAGAAACACAGGCGAUCAAUAAGAGCCUAAGUGCUCUCACAGACGUUUUCGUGGCCAUCGCCAACAAGCAGGCACAUGUGCCCUACCGCAACAGCAAACUGACCUACCUGUUGCAGCAAUGUCUUUCGGGGGACGGGAAGACCCUCAUGAUGAUCAAUCUCUCUCCCACCGAGCAGUCCUACUUCGAGUCUUUGUGCACACUGCGUUUCGCCAGCCAGGUCAACAAGUGCGAGCUCGGGCAAGCCCGUCGGAACCUCCAUAUGGUUGGGCAAGACGGAAGUAGCUUCGCCAGCGCGGGGGGACCCGGGGCGACGACUA